Messenger RNA from Ilyonectria robusta, 252 nucleotides. Its product is annotated as ankyrin repeat-containing domain protein. The record is from RefSeq and is a predicted model, not a curated record. The transcript has a single exon. NCBI's taxonomy places the organism in Eukaryota, Fungi, Ascomycota, Sordariomycetes, Hypocreales, Nectriaceae. The annotation marks the transcript as partial. Gene Ontology annotation, molecular function: protein binding.
GCGGCCGAGAAGGGGCACGAGGCGGUCGUGAAGCUGCUGCUCGACACCGGCAAGGUCGACCCGGACGCCAAGGACGGCGUCGGACGGACGCCGCUGUUGCAGGCGGCCGAGAAGGGGCACGAGGCGGUCGUGAAGCUGCUGCUCGACACCGGCAAGGUCGACCCGGACGCCAAGGACGGCGUCGGACGGACGCCGCUGUUGCAGGCGGCCGAGAAGGGGCACGAGGCGGUCGUGAAGCUGCUGCUCGACACC